GAUUUCUGGCUUCUGUGGUACUCAGAAAUGUUACAGUUAGUGUUAGAUAAAGUCUGUUGUGUUCAAUAGAAGUCUGUUGAAUAACCUGUGUAGGGUCUCAGUGCUGAACUCUGGGGCAUGCCAGGAUUAUCCAGACAGAUUCACAGUCAGACACUGAGGUCUUUUGAAAAGAUGCAAUACUACAAAGAAAAAUGAUUGAAAAUGAUUGAAAUGUCUUCCAUUUUUUUUUUCCAUCAUCUGGUUUGUUUGUUCCUGAAGGCUGUGGAGCCUAUCAGACCACACGUUAAUCGCCCGCUGCAACAUGGAGGAGGCCGUGCGCAGUGUCUCCUUCAACAAUGACGGCUCACAGCUCGCCCUGGGAAUGAAGGAUGGCUCCUUCACUGUGCUUCGAGUAAGGGACAUGACCGAGGUGGUCCACAUCAAGGACCGCAAGGAGGUGAUCCACGAGCUCAAGUUCUCGCCCGACGGCUCCUACCUGGCGGUGGGCUCCAACGACGGCCUGGUGGACAUCUACGCCGUGGGGCAGCGCUACAAGAAGGUGGGCGAGUGCAACAAGUCGUCCUGCUUCAUCACCCACCUGGACUGGUCCGUGGACAGCCGCUUCCUGCAGACCAACGACGGUGCCGGGGAGAGACUCUUCUACAGGAUGCCAGCUGGGAAGUUCCUGCCCAAAGAGGAAACCAAAGGAAUCCACUGGAUGACGUGGACAUGUGUCCUCGGCCAGGAGGUGAACGGCAUUUGGCCGAAGUACUCCACCGUCAACGACAUCAACUCCGUGGACGCCAACUACAGCAGCGCGGUUCUGGUCACCGGGGAUGACUUCGGCCUGGUCAAACUCUUCAGAUUCCCCUGCCUUAAGAAAGCGGCCAAAUUCAAGAAGUACAUUGGACACUCUGCACACGUGACCAACGUGCGCUGGUCACAUGACCUACAGUGGGUGGUGAGCACGGGCGGGGCGGACCACUCCGUGUUCCAGUGGCGCUUUCUCCCCGAGGGCGUCAUGAACGGGGUCCUGGAACCCCUCCUGCAAGAGGGCUACGCCGACUCCAACAGCGGGGAAUCGGACUCGGAUCUCUCCGACGUUCCGGAAUUGGACUCGGACAUCGAGCAGGAGGCUCAGAUGAACUACGAGCGGCAGGUGUAUAAGGAAGACCUGCCUCAGCUGCGGAAGAAGCUGGUGGGGUCACUGAAGCGCCAGAAGGCCCCAGAUGAGGGACUACGCCUGCAAUUUGUUCAUGGGUACCGAGGCUGUGACUGCAGGAAUAACCUGUUCUACACGCAGGCGGGUGAGGUGGUGUACCACGUGGCGGCGGUGGCCGUCGUCUACAACCGACAGCAGCACACGCAGCGCUUCUACCUGGGUCACGACGACGACAUCCUCAGCCUGACGGUGCACCCGCUGAAGGACUAUGUGGCCACUGGACAGGUGGGUAGAGACCCAGCAGUCCACGUGUGGGACCUCCAGACACUGAAGUGCUUGUCGCUGUUAAAGGGACAACACCAGAGAGGAGUCUGUGCCCUGGAGUUCACAGCGGAUGGUAAGAGCCUGGUUUCCGUGGGGAUCGAUGAGGGCCACAACAUAGUGAUCUGGGACUGGAGGAAAGGAGAGAAGCUCGCCAAGGCCAGAGGACACAAAGACAAGAUCUUCGUGGUGAAAGGAAACCCCUUCCGCAUGGACAAGCUUGUCACCGUGGGGUUGAAGCACGUCAAGUUCUGGCAACACACAGGUACAGUGUGACACAUACUCAUCUGGGAAUCAGGCUGUUACCCUCAGAUGAUUUACCUCUGGACUUUCUGGUAAUCGAUUUCUAAGAUUUGUAUGUAUUGGCUUACUUGUUUUGGGGCUUAUUUAUUGGCUUAAAUGUUUUUAUUUGUCUCUUGGUAACCCCAGCUCUGCUGUCUUUUAAGGCUUAGGAAUGAUUAACUUGUCAUUAACAUAAUUAAUUACUAUCGUGGAGCAAGGCCAUGUCAAGACAUUUUUAGCAUAACAAUUCAACAUCAUGGUUUGUCAUUUUUCUAUUGUUUAAUUGUCAUUUAUUUACCUGUCUCUCGCAUCUUGUGGCCAUUCAUAGGCCAUUCAUGUGGCCUAAAGGAGGACAACACAAACACAUACACACACACUCUCUCUCUCUCUCUC
Molecule: messenger RNA, 2137 nt
Organism: Clupea harengus (Atlantic herring)
Lineage: Eukaryota; Metazoa; Chordata; Actinopteri; Clupeiformes; Clupeidae
Gene: eml6
Product: echinoderm microtubule-associated protein-like 6
Exons: 10
Coding region: 302-1738 (478 amino acids)
Molecular function (GO): microtubule binding
Source: RefSeq, a predicted model, not a curated record